Messenger RNA from Saccharomycopsis crataegensis, 1422 nucleotides. It is a transcript of the gene BNA4, whose product is annotated as kynurenine 3-monooxygenase. The coding region runs from base 1 to 1422 and encodes 473 amino acids. NCBI's taxonomy places the organism in Eukaryota, Fungi, Ascomycota, Saccharomycetes, Ascoideales, Saccharomycopsidaceae. The record is from RefSeq and is a predicted model, not a curated record. Gene Ontology annotation, cellular component: mitochondrial outer membrane. Gene Ontology annotation, molecular function: kynurenine 3-monooxygenase activity; FAD binding. Gene Ontology annotation, biological process: L-tryptophan catabolic process; quinolinate biosynthetic process. The transcript has a single exon.
AUGUCCAAAAUCUUAAUCGAUGAACCUGAACCUCGAAAGGAGAAAGUCGCUAUUGUGGGUGCGGGUCUUGUGGGUUGUCUUGCCGCCUUAUCAUUCGCUCGUCUUGGUUACAAAGUCACUCUUUAUGAAUACCGUGAUGAUCCUCGAAACGAAACAACAGUUGACCGCAACUUGAGAUCUAUUAAUUUGGCUGUCAGUGAUCGUGGUAUCCGCGCCCUCAAUGCUGUAGAUCUUGAGAUGUCUAUCCGAGUCCUCAAAAAUAUCUUACCAAUGAGAGGUAGAAUGAUUCAUGAUGUCGACGGUCAUCAAACUUCCAUGAAAUAUGGCUUGCAUAACGAAGCUAUCAAUUCCAUCGAUAGAGCCUAUUUGAACAUUGAACUCUUGAAUGAAUUGGAUCGCCACAAGAAUAUCAAAGUCAAUUAUGGGUUGAAACUCAUGAAGAUGGACUUCAGUGGAAAAAACGGUAAUCCUAGAAUUUAUUUUGAAAAAACUAAAAAAGUGGCCAAUACUUUGGAAGAAAAUGCCAUCAGAACUUUUGAAUAUAAUUUCGUCAUUGGUGCCGAUGGGGCUUAUUCUGCUACCAGAUUUCAAUUACAAAAAUUCGUUAGAAUGGAUUUCAGCCAGGAAUACAUGGAUUGUUGCUAUAUUGAACUUUAUAUACCUCCAGGAGCCUCAAAAAAAUACAAGUUUCAAUUGCAUCCUAAUAGACUCCACAUUUGGCCGCGGAACAAAUUCAUGUUGAUCGCUUUACCAAACUUUGAUGGAUCAUUUACUAGUACUUUCUUUGGUCCAUGGGAUCUUACCGAGCUGUUGGAUACAAGGGAAAAAGUUAUUGACUUCUUCCAAACUAAUUUCAAGGAUGCGGUCGAUUUAAUUGGGCUUGAACAAGUAGUGGAGGCAUUCCUAACACACCCUAAAUGCUCUCUUGUUUGCACUUCUUGUUUCCCUUACAACUACAAAGGUAAGUGUAUUAUUGUGGGUGAUGCUGCUCAUUCGAUGGUGCCUUUCUAUGGUCAGGGGAUGAAUUGCGGGUUUGAAGAUGUCAGAGUCCUUGUAGAGCUUGUCAAGAAACAUGAAUACGAAUUGGAAUCGGCGUUCAACGAAUAUUCUGUUACUAGACAACAGGACCUCGAUGCCAUUAUUACAUUGGCUAGAAAUAAUUAUACUGAAAUGAGCCAUAAUGUCAAUACAACAAGAUAUGCUGUCCGUAAAAAGAUGGAUGCUGCAAUGCAUUUGAUUUUUGGAGACAAGUGGCUACCAUUGUACACAAUGGUUUCAUUUAGAGGUGACAUCCGCUAUAGUGAUUGUAUCAAGAGAUCCAAGGUUCAAGGAUGGUUGUUGAGUCAACUUGAACUAGGAGUUUAUGGGUUGGGUGCUUGGUUGGCUUUCAAGGCCAUUAGAGCUGUUGUGAGAGACAGAUAG